AAUUGCUAACACGUUUAAGCAUCUGAGGAUUGGUUUUGAGUGCAGACAUGUCUAUAUGGAGCAUACUGAUUUUUCUACUGGUGGUUUUCGAAGUCUGUGUCAUAACCGAGCCUUGCAAAAUACCAGGAAGAUUUGCACGUGCAGUGGGAGAAUCAAUAAUCUUUAACAUAUCCGAUGUGUUUGAGGGCAACAACUCACUUAUGUUGGAAUGGAAGUUGAACGAAACACAAAAUAUAGUUAUUUCUGCAAACAAUGUUACUAUUACACAUCCUACUUUUCAGCACAGGGUUUCAUUUUCUCAAACAUUCCUUCAUUUAAAUCUUUUGAAACUGACAGAUGAAGGCACCCAUUCUGUAUUCAUAGGUGGUACGAAGAAGAAAUGUUUUCAACUCACAGUCGAUGUUCCUGUUUCAAAGCCAAGAAUUAAUGUUUCCAUUGAAACAAAUCAGACAAGACUUGAAUGCAUAGUGGACACUGGAACCAGAGUUGUCUAUGAGUGGCUAUUAAAUGACAGUUCUUUGCCAUCACAAUCAUGGUACUCCUUAAGUGAUAAGAAUACAACACUGACGUUAAAUAUUACCAGCCGUGAUUCCUUCAAAUGCACUGUAAAAAAUUCAGUUUCAAGUAACACGAGUGACCUAGUUCUGCCAGGCAAUUACAGACAAAGGAAUUAUCAAAUAUAUUAUGAAAAAAUUACAUUGCUGGCAGCAUGCAUAAGUGCACUCAUAUUUUUAAUAUUUGGUUUCGUAUGGGUAUUGAUCAGAAAAAGAAAAAAAGGAAGAAAACAAAUAACACCAUACUCAGAAGGAGGAAGAGACACGACAAUAAGGCCAUGUGACCUGAAUAUUGAAGUGAAGGACGAUACAAUUUACUCAGUGAUAACCAAACCACAACUUUCUGUGGACUAGCAAAUGGACCUGUUAGUAAAAUUAGAUAUGUACAUACAACUGAGUGCAAAUACUGACAUUUACAAAUAAAAAGGACUCGUACUUCUAAUAUUAAUUUCAUUUCAAGGACACAACAGUUGGUUUGUUGUAUUUUACUGCUAUUUGAAGUAUCAUGGUCUUUAAGCAAAGAAGUGUAUUGAUAAUUUCUUGUCUCACUAGUGACAUUGUUAUAAAAUUUAAUAUUGUCUCUGAAAUUUCAAUGGGAUCACAUAUAUAUGCCUUCCAAAUAUGCAGAAAAGUCCAGAAGAUUUAGAAUUUUUCUUGGAAGUGUUUGUAUAGGUAUUUCAUACCCCGAGCAGUCUCCAAAUAAUUUUUCCUCAGGUAGAUGGCAA
Molecule: messenger RNA, 1279 nt
Organism: Protopterus annectens (West African lungfish)
Lineage: Eukaryota; Metazoa; Chordata; Ceratodontiformes; Protopteridae
Product: hepatocyte cell adhesion molecule-like
Exons: 6
Coding region: 48-908 (286 amino acids)
Source: RefSeq, a predicted model, not a curated record